This is a messenger RNA of Pogonomyrmex barbatus (red harvester ant), 621 nucleotides long. RefSeq lists its product as uncharacterized. NCBI's taxonomy places the organism in Eukaryota, Metazoa, Arthropoda, Insecta, Hymenoptera, Formicidae. The record is from RefSeq and is a predicted model, not a curated record.
AUGGGCCUCUGUUGUCUCAACAGGGGCUCGGCCAGUACCUGCAUCCGAUGGCAGAGGGAGUCAGUAAUUGAUGUCAUCUUUGCGAGCCCUCCUGCUGCCGGACUGGUAAUGGGAUGGAGGGUGACUCAGGAACUGGAGACGGGCUCCGAUCACUUAUAUAUAGUGGUCGGGAUCCGGGCCGCUCCGCCCGAGGUGCUGGCCAGACAAAAAAGGCACCAACGCACUCUGCGACGGUGGGCCCUCACAAAAAUUGAGGAGGAUGCCCUGAGGGCUGCCGUCCUGGCGGGUACCUGGCCCGGUCAAACACGGGUCGGGAUAGAUGAUGAGGCGGACUGGAUCGGGGAUAUCAUGGAAAGAGCAUGCGAUGCGUCCAUGCCCCGGUCUAGGCCGCACCCCCGGCGGGUCGCAUACUGGUGGACCGACGAGAUCGCUGACCUGCGGCGACUCGCGGUCCGCCGGAGAAGGAAGUUCACUCGGGCCCGCAACAGGGGGAAUCCCGUCAGGACUGGAGAAGCGUACGAGGCAUUUCGUGUGGCCCGGGCCUCCCUAAAGGCGGCCAUUAGGGCUGCGAAGGCUGGGGCCUGGGAGGAGCUAGUCUCCUCCCUGGACCGGGACCCAUGA